Messenger RNA from Lonchura striata (white-rumped munia), 1722 nucleotides. RefSeq names its product fukutin related protein (gene FKRP). The record is from RefSeq and is a predicted model, not a curated record. Gene Ontology annotation, biological process: protein O-linked glycosylation via mannose. Lineage: Eukaryota; Metazoa; Chordata; Aves; Passeriformes; Estrildidae. Gene Ontology annotation, cellular component: Golgi apparatus.
GCCGCCAUCGUUACCUGCAGCUCGGCCCUCUCCGCUUCCCAGCGCCCUUUCUCCGCCUCGAACCGCGCCCACUCGUGCUGGAUGAAGUGCAGGAUGCCCGGCAGGCUCAGGCCGCGCCACCGCGCGGUCACCUCUGGUAUCACCACCACCGACAGCAACACCUCCCAAUGAACUCGUUAAUUAACGAACGAAUUAACUAAUUAAUUCAUCCACACCAUGAGAAUCACGCCCUGCCAGGCCGCCUUGGCCGCCGCCAUCGCCCUCAACCUCCUCCUGCUGCUCUUCUCCCGUUUCCUCCCCGGCGCGCCGCCGCCGCCGCCGUGCCGGCGCUCCCGGCGCGUCCCCGACGGCGUCCCCGGCGUCACCGUCAUCCUCCUGGAGUUCGACGGCCCCGAGCACGACGUGGCCGCCACGGCCCGCUCCUUCGCCGCGCUGCCCGGCGUGGCCGUGCUGGUGGCCUCCGAGACGCCGCCGUACCCUCCGGCGCCGCUGCCCGCCGGCGCGGCCGCGCUGCCGCUGCGGCCGGAGCCUCACCUGCCGCCGCCGCGGCCGGAGCUGGCGGUGCGGACGCGCCACGUGGCGUUGGUGCCGGACGGCGCCCGCGCCGCGCCGGGGCUGCUGCGCCGCAUGAGGGACGCGCUGGAGACCGGCACCGCCAAGGUGGUGGCGGCGGCCGCGGGGCAGCGGCGGCCGCGGUGUUUGGAGCUGGAGCUGGACGUCAAAGCGUGGACGGCGCGCUACAGCUACGCCGAGCGGCGGAGCGACCGGCGCGGCGAGCUCUGCGGCGCGCUGGACGACGCCCCGGCCGUGCUGCUGCUGCGGACGCGCGACCUCUUCUCGCUGCCCUUCCCGCUGGCUCGCCCGGCGGCCGCCUCGCUGUCCCUGCAGGCGGCGGCGCGCGGCUGGCGGCUCCUCCUGCUGCCGGCUUCCUUCCCGGCCGCGCCGGUGCCGCCGCCGCGCCGCCGCGGCGCGGAGGAGUCGCGCCGGCGGGCGCUGCUGGAGCGCUUCGGCGUCAAGCUGGAGGUGCUGCCGGACGGCGGGCGGCGCUGGCACGGCUGCGGCAAGGAGACGGCGCGCUGCUUCGGCACGGUGCGGGCGCAGAGCCCCGAGUACCUGCUGGCCGGGCGCUGGACGCCGCCGUGCUGCCUGCGGGCGCUGCGCGCCACCGCCCGCCACGUGCUGGCGCAGCUGGAGGCGGCGGGCGUGCGCCACUGGCUGGAGGGCGGCUCGCUGCUGGGCGCCGUGCGGCACGGCGACAUCGUGCCGUGGGAUUACGACGUGGACGUGGGGCUCUACCGCGACGACGUGCCCAAGUGCCGCUGGCUGGCGGCCGUGGCGGCCUCGGGACGCCCGCUGGAGGAUCCCGACGGCUUCCUGUGGGAAAAAGCCGCCGAGGGGGAAUUUUACCGCGUGCACUUCAGCCGCGCCAACCGGCUCCACGUGGACCUGUGGCCGUUCUACGUCCGCCCCGGCGCCGCCGUCAUGACCAAGGACACGUGGCUGGGGCACCGGCAGGACGUGGAGUUCCCCGAGCGCUUCUUGGUGCCCCUGGGCGCCGUGCCCUUCGUGGGCGUCGUGGCCAAGGCGCCCAACGACCCCCGCGCCUUCCUGGAGUUCAAGUUCGGGCCCGGCGCCAUCGAGAACCCCGAGUACCCCAACCCCGAGGUCAGGAGGUUGGCGCAGGACCUGGGCAAUAAAACUGCGCCGUGACGCUCGUGCCGC